ACCUCAUCACAGUCCCAAAUUUAAAAAUUAAAAAAAAAAAAUCCCAAAAAAAGAAAAAAAAAUUAGAAUAAACAAAAACAAAAGUUGGAAUUUGGAAAAUGUUAGCGAAUGAGUCGGAUGUUGGUGGGCGUGGCUCCUCCUCAAACUACGAUCUUCCCGAGGAGGUCUUGCAAAUUCUGCCCUCCGAUCCUUUCGAACAGCUCGAUGUGGCCCGCAAAAUCACAUCCAUCGCCCUCUCGACACGUGUCUCCGCCCUCGAAUCUGAGUCGUCCACUCUCCGCGCCAAGCUCGCCGACAAGGACUCUCUCAUCGCCCAACUCCAAUCCCAGGUCGAGUCGCUCGACGCCUCCCUCUCCGAUGUCUCCGAUAAACUCGCCCAAGCCGACCUCGACAAGGAGAGGUUGGUGAAAGAGAACGCUUUGCUUUCAAUCACGGUGAAGAGGCUUAACCGAGAUGUCUCCAAGUUGGAGGUCUUUAGGAAGACACUCAUGAAAUCACUUCAAGAGGAUGAUGAAAAUCCUGCAGGAGCUCCAGAGGUUGUUGCUAAUUUACAAAGCCAGUCAAGUGUAUCUUCCACAUCGCAGAUUGGAGAAGAUGAUGCCACAUUUCCACCUCCUAGAUUCCCUUCAGUCCGGAGUGAGACGUCUGAAGUAGGAUAUUCAUUUUCAGAGGAUCAUGAGACAGAUGCCUUAAGACCUCGUAUAUCUCAUGGCCUCCUGUUAGCAUCCCAAACUAGCACACCUCGGCUUACUCCUCCAGGUUCCCCUCCUAUCUUAUCUGCGUCAGUGUCCCCAACAGUAACAUCUAAACCUGUAUCCCCAAGGCGACAUUCAAUGUCAUUUUCAUCAUCAAGAGGCCUGUUUGAUGAUCGGUCUUCAAUGUUUUCUUCUAUGCACUCGAGCCAUCACAGUUCAGUAUCAAGCUCUGACACAGGAUCACAAACUGGAAGAACGCGGGUUGAUGGGAAAGAGUUCUUCCGCCAAGUAAGGAGCCGUUUGUCUUAUGAGCAAUUUGGUGCCUUUCUUGCAAAUGUUAAGGAAUUGAAUGCGCACAAGCAAACCAAAGAGGAGACUCUACAGAAGGCUGAUGAGAUCUUUGGCCAAGAGAACAAGGACCUUUAUGCUAUAUUUGAGGGAUUGAUUACUCGCAAUGUCCACUGAAAUUAUGAGCCCAACAGUGGAAUUGUAAUUACAUUUUGUAAGCACUGCUGUUUAUUAUAAUAGGUUUUCUUAGCAGUUUUUACUCUAUAUAUUAAACACUAAUUCAAAGUGUAAUGAAACUAUUCUUUAAACUCC
This is a messenger RNA of Quercus robur (English oak), 1295 nucleotides long. RefSeq lists its product as uncharacterized. The record is from RefSeq and is a predicted model, not a curated record. NCBI's taxonomy places the organism in Eukaryota, Viridiplantae, Streptophyta, Magnoliopsida, Fagales, Fagaceae. The transcript is spliced from 9 exons. The coding region runs from base 99 to 1160 and encodes 353 amino acids.